AUGGAUCUUCCUUUAUCUACUAUAGAGGCUAUAGAGGAUAGUCUCAAGUAUUACAAUAAGGUUCAGUUCAGCGGGUUGAUCGUAGGUAAGAAUGGACGCUUAUUGGGUAGUUGGACUAAUAAUGAUGUGAAUAUUGAGAAAGAGUAUUGUGAGGAUAUUUUAAAGAUAAUCGAGCCCAAAGAACAGCAAAUCAUUCGUAUGAAGUAUUUAGAGGACGAUAUGAUGGCAAUGGCUCGAAAUGGGUUCACUUUUAUCUUUAAAAAAUGA
Priceomyces carsonii is the source of this 267-nucleotide messenger RNA. RefSeq lists its product as uncharacterized. The record is from RefSeq and is a predicted model, not a curated record. NCBI's taxonomy places the organism in Eukaryota, Fungi, Ascomycota, Pichiomycetes, Serinales, Debaryomycetaceae. Bases 1 to 267 code for a protein of 88 amino acids. The transcript has a single exon.